AUGGAGCAUCGUUUCGUCGCGGCCCCUCAACUACCACCCGAGAGACUUCCGAAUACACAGCACCGGGCACUAUGCAAAACGAUCGAGUGUCUGUACGCGCGAGUGGUUGUGCUGGAGGAUAUCAUUAGCAGCGUCGGGGCAGAACAUCACUUGAAGACGGCGUUUGGCGGUCGCAUUUGUACCUUAAAGGAAAUAAAAGCGUCGUAUUGCCAAGAUCAGACGUAUCCGCGGCUAUCGAAGUGCAUUGCGCCACACUGCAGUAAAGCGUAUCAAUCUGCGGAGAACCUCCCAAGACACAUUCGAGGCACAUGGGAUCGUAGCCACCAGUUCCACCGUGCGAUACUUACCGGGACCUUCUGUUUUCAGUGUGGGAUGGAAUUUUCGGCAGGCACGUCCUCUCUCUCAAGGCACGAGAGGGACCGCCAUGGGGAACCAAGCACAUCUAGGAUUGAAACCUUCGGGCCGUUCCGCACCGCAUGUGGGUUGUUCCGCUUGUCUGAAUAG
Molecule: messenger RNA, 504 nt
Organism: Blastomyces dermatitidis ER-3
Lineage: Eukaryota; Fungi; Ascomycota; Eurotiomycetes; Onygenales; Ajellomycetaceae
Exons: 2
Coding region: 1-504 (167 amino acids)
Source: RefSeq, a predicted model, not a curated record